This is a messenger RNA of Daucus carota subsp. sativus, 1841 nucleotides long. RefSeq names its product double-stranded RNA-binding protein 1. Lineage: Eukaryota; Viridiplantae; Streptophyta; Magnoliopsida; Apiales; Apiaceae. The coding region runs from base 609 to 1592 and encodes 327 amino acids. The record is from RefSeq and is a predicted model, not a curated record. The transcript is spliced from 6 exons.
UUAAUCUUGGCUUUAUUUUCUGUUGGUUGUGUAUUAUUGGUUAAUAGGAUGAUAUAUUGAUAUAUUUGUUUUCUGUUUGAUGAAAUUAGUAGCUUUCUGUUAUGUUGUUGUUUUGAUUAAGUUUGAAUGAAAUGCUGCAUAGGUUGUUUAUCAGAAAGAGGGGAAAAAUUGAAAGAACUCUGGCAUUUUUCUUAUGGUUAUUUUUUGGGGAUCUUUCUGUGCGGAGCCGGCCUGAGGCCAAGCCGCCGCUUAUGCUAAUGAACCGGGCACCAGGAUAGUUAAAUAUUUCAGGGGCAAAUUUUUUUCUUUAUAAAGAAGAAAAGAAAUCAAAAUUAUAUAGAGGCACAUAUAAAAUAAAAUACAGGGCACAAGAGAAUGAUAUGCUUAUAGAUGUUAAUCAUGAACAAAUUUGCUAGCAAAAAUGAUAUAGGGAUAUCUUUCUCAUGUAUUAAAUUUUAAAAUCAUUUCAGGGCGGCCCUGUUUCUCUGAUUUUAAAACCAGAAGGGGAAACUAAAACUGGACAACCAGGGAUUGAACUACAUCAGGCUGGAAAAUUGCAGUCGAAUGCCACGGAAUUCAAGAACGACGAGAGAAAUCAAUACAAGCUGAUGCUGCAGACUUAUGCUCAAAGAAAUAAACUUGGCAUGCCAGUGUAUUCAAGUGAUAAGAAAGGCCCACCUCAUGCUCCGUGUUUCAAGGCCACAGUAUAUGUUGAGGGACACCCUUAUGACAGUCCAGGGACUUAUAAGACUUUGAAGGAAGCUGAGCAUGCUGCUGCACAAGUUGCUCUUCUUUCAUUUACAACAGAUACCUUUCAAAAGAAUUGCCCUCCACUCUACAAGAACAUCUUACAAGAGUUAGCUCAAAGUGAAGGUUUCAUUUUCCCAGUAUAUAAAACUGAAAAUUCUGGUGAACCUCACAAUCCAUCUUUCAUAUCCACUGUGGAAGUAGAAGGAGAGAUGUUUCAAGGCACGGUAGCGAAAUCCAAAAAACAAGCAGAAUCCAAUGCUGCAAGGGUUGCUUACACUGCUUUUAUGGAACGUAAAAGAAGUCGAACUGCUAAUAGCUCAUCUUCUUCCUCGGCACAUGAAACUUUAGAAGUCAAGGCUGGGUCAGUAUUUCCUACUUUUGUCAAUGCCCAUGGAAAAUUCCAAUCUGAUUGUCCCCAACAUCUAACUCAGAAUUCAAACUACAGGAAACAAUGUAUUCAGGAAAAAGAUGACUAUGAGGAUUGUCCUACUGAAAGUUUACCAGACUAUUCUAAAUACAGCUUGCAGAAGUUUAUUGAAUCUCCAGCUUCAGCUGACAUGGAUAACACAACCGGAAACAGUGACUCACACUUCUCGCCAGAAUCAAUACGCCUGUCAUCCACAGGAGGACAACCAUCAUCAAUCAUUACGCCUCCUGAUCUUUCCUCUCUCACAAUCCGAAGUCCUACCCUGAAGAAAUCUGAUGAAACUGAAAGCUACUUGCUCUGCAACAGAUACAGAGUGUACACCCGCAUUCCUGAUAUAGACUUUCCAAAAGGCACCAUUCUUCUACCAAUUGCUGAGGACCAGUGGGUUGCUGUGAGCAUAGAAUUACCUAAUUAGAUAGAUUUAUAGUUAACUAGAUUCUGUGUUUCUCUUUCUAUCCAACAGAAUCCUUCUCUAUAAAUUAUUUUAAAUAAUAGGCAUCAUGUCCUGGUGGAAGAUAAUCUGUUCUACAUCACCUAAUUCUUAGGGUGAUGAUGUUGUCCUGUUCCAGUUUGUCUAAACCCUUACUUGUUGCAUUACUUGAUUCACAUCUUAGUUGCUCACACAAUUUAUUUCUUUGUUACUCUCUAUUAACUUGUUUAUUUC